UUCCUCCUCCAGAGCACAUGCCCGGGGAGAUCCGGGAGAGGAGCAGCUGGCCCCGCACACAGAUCCGCAGACAGCAGCUCGGACCCGGGGCUGAUCAGGGGGAAGACCCGCGGAGGACACCGAGAUGGCUCUAGCCAGAGACCCGGCGGCGGCCCCGGAGCAGAGAGACGCGGCCGACCAGAACUUUGACUACAUGUUCAAGCUGCUGAUCAUCGGCAACAGCAGCGUGGGGAAGACGUCCUUCCUGUUCCGCUUCGCUGACGACUCCUUCACCUCGGCCUUCGUGAGCACCGUCGGCAUCGACUUCAAGGUCCAGACUGUGUACCGGAACGACAAGAGGGUGAAGCUGCAGAUCUGGGACACGGCGGGGCAGGAGCGGUACCGGACCAUCACCACCGCCUACUACCGGGGGGCCAUGGGCUUCCUGCUCAUGUACGACAUCACCAGCCAGGACUCGUUCUGCGCCGUCCAGGACUGGGCGACGCAGAUCAAGACCUACUCGUGGGACAGCGCUCAGGUGGUUCUGGUGGGAAACAAGCUGGACCUGGAGGAGGACAGACAAGUCCCCGCGGAGGACGGACAGAGAGUCGCCACGGAGCUGGGUUUCCAGUUCCUGGAGGCGAGCGCCAAAGACAACGUGAACGUGAAGCAGGUGUUCGACCGGCUGGUGGACGUGAUCUGUGAGAAGAUGAACGAGAGCGUGAACGGGGCGUCGCCGGCGCCGCCGGGGGGUCAGACGGGCGACGCCCUGAAGGAGCAGCCGCCCCCCGGCCAGACGGGCUGUGGGUGCUGAUGAGAAUCAUCUGUAACUGUUUACUCCGAGAAGCCAAAGAGCAGCAGCUGUGCCUUUAUCCGUUAUCUUAGUUUAUUUUAUUUGGUUUUUGUCCACACUUGAGUCCUGUGGUUCCGCUGUGCAUGUCUCUGGUUCCGCUGUGCAUGUCUCUGCAGUGUAGCGGGUCAGAACCUGUUGCAGGUGAGAUUUCUGCAGCAGUGAAUGAGCAUGACGCAUGAAUCUCUGUGGCUGCAACACCGCCCCCUCGUGGCCGUUAGACAAAACUACACCAAAUACCUGAGCUGAGGUCACACAGCUCCAUCACACACACACACACACACACACACACACACACACACACACACACACACACACACAUGUGACGAGGUAAUUUGGGCUACAUGUAUUUAUUGUUUGUCCUUUCUGUAUAUUUAUCCAUAUUUUGUGCCUC
Cololabis saira (Pacific saury) is the source of this 1223-nucleotide messenger RNA. RefSeq names its product GTP-binding protein Rab-3D-like. Gene Ontology annotation, molecular function: GTP binding; GTPase activity. Gene Ontology annotation, cellular component: endosome; synaptic vesicle; plasma membrane. The record is from RefSeq and is a predicted model, not a curated record. The transcript is spliced from 5 exons. Gene Ontology annotation, biological process: protein localization to plasma membrane; protein secretion; regulation of exocytosis. NCBI's taxonomy places the organism in Eukaryota, Metazoa, Chordata, Actinopteri, Beloniformes, Belonidae. The coding region runs from base 125 to 793 and encodes 222 amino acids.